CAGGCGCUUUUGAACUGACUUAGGCGGCGGGAUGAGAGGCGCCAGAGGGUCGGUGAGCGAGCAGCUGGUGUUCACGGCGAGUGCCGGGGAUGUGGACCCAGUGUCCAGGCCCGUGUUGCUAGUGGGGCAGUUGCCAAACUUGCAAAAACUCACCUGGGACCAAAUAAAGGGCAAGUUGGAGCCCCGAGUGAGUCCGGAGGUCUGGCAGGCUGCAUUGAGCACUUUGAAUCCCAAUCCAAUAGAUACCUGUUCUCUUUGGCUUAAUUAUGCUGUUGUGGCAGCCCUCCCAUCUAAAGUCAGCCGCCAUAACAGCCCGUCAUCGGCUCACUUUCUCACACGACUGAUUCGCAAUUGCUCGUCUGGAACGACUCAACAGUGCAUUGUGCUCGUUUGUGAAUACGCGGAGAUUUUCGCAUCAGCUUGUGCAGUAACAAGGGCAUUUCCCUUGUUCACUCGGCGCACUGGCUUGUUGGAACAAGGAGAGAAACUCACUGUUUCGGUAGAAUUUAUUCUAGUUGGAGAGAAUACCAACCCACUUAGUGAAUCUAUGCUUACGUGUCUGUUAAAUGUUGCUGAAGGCAUUCGACUAGCUGCUCGCAUUGUGGAUACACCUUGCAAUGAGAUGAAUACAGAUGACUUCCUUGCGGAAAUUGAACUUGUUGGAUCUGAGCUGGGCAUUAUUCCCACUGUUAUCCGUGGAGAGGAACUUAAUCUCAAGGGAUUUGGAGGUAUCUACGGAGUUGGAAAGGCUGCUGUGAGCCCACCGAUUCUUGCGAUACUUAGUUACACUCCAGAGGAUGCUACACAAACUAUAGCCUGGGUUGGCAAGGGUAUUGUUUAUGACACUGGUGGCCUCAGCAUCAAAUCAAAGACCUGUAUGCCAGGUAUGAAGAGGGAUUGUGGGGGUGCUGCUGCUGUCCUAGGAGCCUUCAGAGCAGCCGUGAAACAGGGUUUUAAAGAGAAUUUGCAUGCAUUGUUCUGCCUGGCAGAGAAUGCAGUUGGAGCUAAUGCUACAAGACCAGAUGAUAUUCACCAACUGUACUCUGGAAAAACAGUUGAAAUUAAUAACACAGAUGCAGAGGGCCGCCUGGUUUUGGCUGAUGGCGUGUCAUAUGCGUGCAAAGAUCUUAAAGCAGACAUCAUCUUGGAUAUUGCUACUUUAACUGGAGCUCAGGGUAUUGCUACUGGAAAGUAUCAUGCUGGGCUGCUUACCAAUAGUGAAGAAUGGGAGCAAGCCUGUGUAAAAGCUGGGCAGAAUAGUGGUGAUCUUGUGCAGCCAAUGGUGUAUUGUCCUGAAUUGCAUUUCAGCGAAUUUACUUCUGCUGUGGCAGACAUGAAAAAUUUUGUGUCGGAUCGAGCCAAUGCUAUGAGUUCAUGUGCGGGCUUGUUUAUUGAAGCUCAUAUUGGUUUUGAUUGGCCAGGCAUCUGGGUGCAUAUUGACAUGGCUUCACCAGUUCACACUGGAGCGCGUGCUACAGGCUAUGGAGUAGCACUACUGCUGGCAUUGUUUGGUCGUGCAACAGAUGAUGCAUUAUUGAACUUUGUUUCACCAGUUGGUGUUAACUUUGCUGCAGAAAGUGAUGCUACAAUGGAAAAUUGCUGCAAAAAGAGACGACUGGUAUAAAUUCUGCCUGAGGUUAUGUUCAUUGUUUAUUGUACAGAUUUGGAUGUAGAAAACCACUGAACUGGUGUGAGCCAUAUCUGUUGAAUUAUGCUUUAGGGUAGAUGCUGUGUGAAUUUAAAUACUAAAAGCUGUAUUCAUGAUGGUGUACAUUUGCUAGAUGCCAACAUUUUUAGACAUAAAUUAGGUCUCGUUUCAAAUGUUAAAUUUCAAAUGGUGCAGAAGGAAUCUGUUAUUUUGGCUUUAUUAUCUUAACGUGAUUUAUUGAUGUGCAAAAGUUGCAACUUCUCACAUAACCUAAAUCUAAUUCUUCAAGCACUGCCUAGGAUAUCAUUAUCAGUUUGACUUGGCCUAAUUUGCUACACAUUUAUUAAAAAGUCCUUGAUCACAUUGGUGUCUAUCCAUCUUGUGGUCAGGUUUUACAGAAUUUGUAGUUUUGCCUGUAAAUUGAUUGUGAAUCACUUAAUCUUUGCUCGUCAUCCUCUACUCCUAUGUCAUUUUAAUCAAGAUCUGCCCUAAUGUCGGAUGGCACCAGAGCUUGCGUUCAGCUCUAACUCAUUAUAAUGAGAAAGGGUGAUGGGGCAGUCCUGUUAUGUUCUGAGGCAAAGCUAAAGGGUUAACACUGAAUGUAACAAAGCAAAGCUUUUGUUUCACAUUUAUUCCGAUAUUUUGACAAGACUAUAGUGCUAACCUUCUGCUUCCAUAAUACUUGGUGAUGGUGCUGUCUUCAGAAGUCACUUCAUACAAAAUGCUAACAAUGUUUUUUUAGUUGUCUACUGUCCAGUUUGGUAACCGCGUCUUCUAGGCUAACGUGGUUGUUUUGCCAACUGAAUGCGUGUCCUUAAAACCAAAAGUACUCCAUUGAACACAAUGGGGGCAGAGUUGUGGUUGACAAUGUGCCCCAAUAAAGAAUGUCUCAAUGGAUGCGUAGUAUUAAUCUAACUGUGUUUGUAUCCUGGAGUCUUCAUAUGCAGAAUUCUCAUGUUAGCCUGUGAUUCAGGUUUUGCAGUUCCUCCUUUGUCAGCACAGGGAUAAUCACUGUUGAGAAAUCACUAAAACAGUGGAGUAAGGGGAGGUACCCAACUCAAGGUUCUGUGUGAAUGAGGAGAUUGACAUAUUUUCAAAAAUAUUAAGCCAGUUUGGUUAGAAUAUAUUUUUCCCAUGGUACAAAUAAAUCUGCACCUUGCA
Messenger RNA from Hemiscyllium ocellatum (epaulette shark), 2809 nucleotides. RefSeq names its product probable aminopeptidase NPEPL1. The transcript is spliced from 12 exons. Gene Ontology annotation, molecular function: metalloaminopeptidase activity; manganese ion binding. The record is from RefSeq and is a predicted model, not a curated record. Lineage: Eukaryota; Metazoa; Chordata; Chondrichthyes; Orectolobiformes; Hemiscylliidae. Gene Ontology annotation, biological process: proteolysis. Gene Ontology annotation, cellular component: cytoplasm. The coding region runs from base 32 to 1624 and encodes 530 amino acids.